AAACGACUACUUCUUGUCAAACCCCAAUAACUUGUUUCCUCAUAAGUUGUUUAAAGAAAUUAGUGUGCUAGUAUAAUUGUUGCAAUUCAAGAAUGGAAGUAGCAGAGUAUUUAAAAGAUAGAUUAUGCAAAACGCGUUGAAGGUCUGAAAGUUGAAAAACUUCCUUUGAUUUUGAGUCCAAGUGGUUGCAAAAGUAAAAGCUACCAAGAGGACAUGGUACUUGGGGCUGUUGACAUCACGAAGGUUUGUAAUAAAUGGUGCCUCCCUCCUUUCAACUGUCGUUCCAUUUAGCAGGAGUUUAAUGGCAGUUGAGGAGUUAAAAAUUCAAUCUUGAAAGCGCUGUUUGAUCUGGGGGUGGAAAAAAAGGACGAGAAAUGAAGUGUUUUCAUUACUUUAAGGAUAGGACUAAGAGUAAGGAACAAAGAUCAGCACCAAUUUUAAAAUGUGAGAGCAAAUCUGAUAUUUCAGCAGCUGACAGGGUGUCCAAAUCGUCAUGUUCUGCCACUUCUGAGAGGGUUGCUAAGUCUUCUGGUUCAACCACUUCGCUCCGUAGUGUAACUGAAUUGUAUGAAGAGAGAGCUCAGAAUUUGAGGGUCUUUUCAUUCUCAGAGCUAGCUCGAGCCACCAAUAAUUUCAAUAGGUUGCUUAAGAUUGGAGAAGGAGGUUUUGGAAGCGUUUAUAAAGGUACAAUCAAGCCUGUUGGUGGAAAGGGUGACCCCAUUGUUGUUGCUAUUAAGAAACUUAACAGAGAUGGCUUUCAGGGUCAUAAGCAGUGGGUGGCAGAAGUGCAAUUUCUGGGUGUCGUGGAGCAUCCAAAUCUUGUUAAACUUAUUGGAUAUUGUGCUGUUGAUGGAGAAAGAGGUAUUCAGCGACUACUUGUGUACGAGUUCAUGCAAAACAAAAGCCUGGAAGAUCAUCUAUUCAAUAGGGCCUAUCCUGCUCUUUCUUGGGAAAGGAGACUGCAGAUAGUGCUGGAAGCAGCUCAUGGAUUGGCUUACUUGCAUGAAGAAUUGGAAGUUCAGGUCAUAUUUCGAGAUUUUAAGGCAUCGAAUGUGCUACUGGAUGAGGACUUCAAGCCCAAGCUUUCAGACUUUGGGCUUGCCAGGGAAGGACCCACUGGUGAACACACUCAUGUUUCUACAGCGGUUGUGGGUACAUAUGGAUAUGCAGCACCAGACUAUAUUGAGACGGGUCACCUGACAGCCAAGAGUGAUGUUUGGAGCUUUGGUGUUGUGCUAUACGAGAUCUUAACUGGUAGGCGGUCACUAGAAAGAGAUAGACCCAGGCCAGAGCAGAAGCUCUUGGAUUGGGUAAAACAGUAUCCUGCUAAUAGCAGGAAAUUUGGAAUGAUAAUGGACCCAAGACUCGGAAAUCAGUACUCUCAUAGUGCAGCUGUAGCUAUUGCCAGAUUAGCUGAUAGUUGUUUGGUAAAGAGUGCUAGGGACAGACCAAAGAUGAGUGAAGUUGUAGAGAAGCUGAAGCAGAUAAUCCAUGUAUCAGGUGAACUAACUUCUCCUGAUGGAAGUUUUAAGUUUGUUGAAGAUGAUCCAGUUGACGAGAAGCCACCAAAGAAGACGGGAGCUUCCGAAUCAGCAAAAAGGAGGAUGGCACAUUUAGCAAAAUUAGGUGAACGUGUUGGUGGAGUCAGUAGAAGAAGGUUUAUGAUAAUGCAGAGGCAAAUGUAGUCCAGUAUCAUUUCUCCAUUUAAAUGGAUUUUGUUUGUUUAGGGUUUUGAUUUGAAAUAUUGGUGAAAUGGUACAGCAAUGAUGUGAAUAUGUGUGGAAUUAGUGAAGGCAUUGAGCCUUCUAUUAUACUUUCCGCUGUGACUCUGUUAGAGUAGUUUCCCUUUUUUGGAGCAUGAAACAUGUAAGUUGAAUCACUGUAUUGAGAUGUAAAUGCAAUUCAAUCAAGCUUUUUGUUCCAA
Coffea eugenioides is the source of this 1924-nucleotide messenger RNA. RefSeq names its product probable serine/threonine-protein kinase PBL19. Gene Ontology annotation, molecular function: ATP binding; protein kinase activity. Gene Ontology annotation, biological process: protein phosphorylation. The record is from RefSeq and is a predicted model, not a curated record. Lineage: Eukaryota; Viridiplantae; Streptophyta; Magnoliopsida; Gentianales; Rubiaceae. The transcript is spliced from 6 exons. The coding region runs from base 375 to 1685 and encodes 436 amino acids.